AUUGAAAUGUGUACAUCCGGUUUCAGCUUCCACCUUAUAUCAGCUGCUUCUGCUGACAUGUUAUCUAACAAAACUGCAAACUCUUUGUCGUGACGGUUACAGCAGUAAACUUUCUUUUUUUUUAAUAUAUAUAUAAUUGAUAAGAUGCGGCUGCUUCUGCACCUCCUGCCUCCUUUCGCCGCUCCUGCUCGGACAGCCUCCUCUGUGCCUGCGGGGAAGUUGGAUUUUGUCCCCGCUUGCAGCACCGCGGAUGCCCGCUCUCUGGAGCUGCUGCAGGACUUCGUCUCCCGGUCCAGACGGUUGUUUGUUGUUACCGGAGCAGGUCUUUCUACGGAGUCGGGCAUCCCUGAUUACCGCUCGGAGGGAGUCGGCUUGUACGCCCGCACCGACCGCAGACCCAUGCAGCACGCAGAGUUUACCCGCAGCGCCAAGUCCCGCCAGAGAUACUGGGCCAGAAACUUCGUCGGAUGGCCGCAGUUCUCCUCCCAUCAGCCUAACGGGGCCCACCGAGCUCUGCGGAGCUGGGAGGAGAGGGGGAAGCUGCACUGGCUGCUCACCCAGAAUGUGGACGCUCUCCACUCCAAGGCGGGACAGAGGCGCCUCACGGAGCUCCACGGCUGCGCCCAUAGGGUAACAUGUCUGGGCUGUGGAGCCAUCACCUUAAGGGAGGACCUACAGAGGCGGUUUGUGUCUAUAAACCCAGACUGGAGCGCUCAGGCAGGAGCUGCGGCUCCAGACGGUGAUGUCUUCUUAGAAGACGAGCAGGUCCUGAACUUCAGGGUCCCCUCCUGUCAGCAGUGUGGCGGGAUUCUGAAGCCAGACGUUACAUUUUUUGGAGACACGGUGAACAGAGCGACUGUGCAGUUUGUGCACGAAAGACUGGCAGAGGCGGAUGCAGUCCUGGUCGUAGGGUCGUCGCUGCAGGUGUAUUCAGGAUACAGGUUUAUGCUGGCAGCAAGUGAGCGGAAGAUGCCGAUCGCCAUCCUGAACAUCGGCCCCACCAGAGCAGAUCACCUGGCGGAGCUGAAAGUGAGAGGCCGUUGUGGGGAAGUGAUGUCAGUGAUCCAGCCACUCUGAUGUUGGGGAUGGCAUCAGAGUUAUCUGUGCUGUGAUGACUGAAGCCGCAUCAGAUGUUGGUGAAUGACCAUCAGAGUGAGGUGCUG
This is a messenger RNA of Cyprinodon variegatus (sheepshead minnow), 1163 nucleotides long. It is a transcript of the gene sirt4, whose product is annotated as sirtuin 4. Bases 145 to 1077 code for a protein of 310 amino acids. Lineage: Eukaryota; Metazoa; Chordata; Actinopteri; Cyprinodontiformes; Cyprinodontidae. Gene Ontology annotation, molecular function: NAD-dependent protein lysine deacetylase activity; NAD+ binding. The record is from RefSeq and is a predicted model, not a curated record. The transcript has 4 exons.